AUGUUCUCCCGCAACAGGGACAUGACGCACAUGUCGUCCCUCUCGGGGCUCCGGACGCGCUUCAAGAACAGCAUGUCGUCCUCGUCGUCCUCGGCCAAGAUCCGUAGCUCCGAGGGCUGCUGGACCUGCCGCCUGCGCCGCAAGAAGUGCGACGAGGCCCGCCCCGUUUGCGACGGCUGCGCCCAGCUCGAGAUCACCUGCUACUACAGCGACGUCAAGCCCGACUGGAUGGACGGCGCCGAACGCCAGAAGGAGAUGGCCGACAACCUAAAGAAGCAGGUCAAGAUCCAGGCCAACAACCGCCGCGAGCGCAAGUACCUGCAGAGCCUCGACGUCGAUCCCAGCGCCGGCCACACCCCCGGCGACGACGACCACAACCACCACGCGCAUCAACAUCACCACCACGACAUCCCCCCCGUUCCCGCCCUAAGCAUCGAUGGCGGUUCCUCCAAGGCCACCGAUUCCAACAGCCCGUCGACCGUCAACGACACGCCGGGCGACUCGUCGAGCCCGCUCUAUCAGAUGAGCUCCAUCAAGUCGUCAAUCCACGACAUGGCCGUGCCCGGCGGCAGCGCCUCGCCGCCCAACCAGAUGAUGCGCCAGCCCACGCCGGAAUGGUCCGCUCACCCGAGCUCAUCCACCAGCAGUCCUCCGGCCGUCGCCCACACCCCGGCCUCGGCCCCGGCUCCGGCCCCGACUCCCCUCCCGGCGUCCCACCCCUCCGUCCCCGUCACCGCCGAUCAGACGGCGUCGGUGCCCCCCUUCGCCGACGACUCCAACCUCAGCUUCAUCAUGAUCUACCUCGACUACGUCUUCCCCUUCCUCUUCCCCUUCUACAAGCCCGCCCUGCUCGAGGGCGGCCGCGGCUGGCUCCUCAACGUCCUCAACCACAACAAGGCCCUCUACCACACCGCCCUCAGCCUCUCGUCCCACUUCUUCGGCGUCGUCCUCACCGGCGCCCAGGUCGAGCACGCCCCCUGCCGCAUGAAGUCCGUCUCCAGCCUGCAGCACCAGCUCGACCUCGCCCUGCGCGAGCUCCGCGCCGACAUGGCCCGCAUCAACGAGGGCGGCGUCGAGGACCAGCUCCGCCAGGGCUGCCGCGUCCUCGAGAGCAUCGUCCAGCUGCUCAUCUUCGACGUCACCCUUGCCACCAACGACCACUGGCACAUGCACCUCGACGCCGCCACCGUCGUCUUCCAGCAGAUCCUGCCACGGCCCGACCUCUGGGACCCCACCAUGCAGCACAUGGCCAUCCCCUUACUCGCCGACGUCCACUUCCCCCCGGGCUCCCACAAGCCCUGGAGCUCCGACCAGGCCGCCCUGCGCUUCUUCACUGCCUCGCUCCUCUACUUUGACAUCAUCUCCGCCACCGCCCUCGAGCGCGCCCCCGCCCUGCAGCCCUACCACCACCACCUCCUAGCCCCGCGCCGCGAAGCGUGCCACGAGCUCGAGCCGCGCCUGCGCCUCGAGGAGUACUUUGGCUGCCAGAGCUGGAACGUCUGGGCGCGCCGGGACUCCAUCGACGAGAGCUGGGACCUGGCCGCCUGCUUCAAGAUUAUGGGGCACGCCGUGCUUCUGACCUGA
Molecule: messenger RNA, 1584 nt
Organism: Colletotrichum higginsianum IMI 349063
Lineage: Eukaryota; Fungi; Ascomycota; Sordariomycetes; Glomerellales; Glomerellaceae
Product: C6 transcription factor
Exons: 2
Coding region: 1-1584 (527 amino acids)
Biological process (GO): positive regulation of transcription by RNA polymerase II
Cellular component (GO): nucleus
Molecular function (GO): DNA-binding transcription factor activity, RNA polymerase II-specific; transcription cis-regulatory region binding; zinc ion binding
Source: RefSeq, a predicted model, not a curated record